Arabidopsis thaliana (thale cress) is the source of this 1007-nucleotide messenger RNA. RefSeq names its product AGAMOUS-like 39 (gene AGL39). The record is from RefSeq and is marked reviewed. Gene Ontology annotation, molecular function: cis-regulatory region sequence-specific DNA binding; DNA-binding transcription factor activity, RNA polymerase II-specific; protein dimerization activity. Lineage: Eukaryota; Viridiplantae; Streptophyta; Magnoliopsida; Brassicales; Brassicaceae. The coding region runs from base 87 to 1007 and encodes 306 amino acids. Gene Ontology annotation, cellular component: nucleus. Gene Ontology annotation, biological process: regulation of DNA-templated transcription; DNA-templated transcription; positive regulation of transcription by RNA polymerase II. The transcript has a single exon.
AUAAAUAUGGGUAAUAUAUCUAUCUUGCUUCUACUCUCUCUUUUCACUUUUUCUCUGUGUCUAUUUGUCUCUCCGUAAGAAACAUUAUGCCUUCAUCUGAUUCCACGAUGAUGAAGAAAGGAACAAAGCGCAAAAUCGAAAUAAAGAAACGAGAAACCAAAGAGCAACGAGCCGUGACUUGCUCUAAACGCCGUCAAACUGUUUUUUCCAAAGCCGCCGAUCUCUGUCUUAUCUCCGGUGCUAACAUCGCCGUCUUCGUAACCUCUCCCUCCGAUAGUUCCGAUGUUGUCUAUUCCUUCUCCGGUUACUCCUCUGCCUACGAAAUCGCUGAUUGUUACCUAAAUCGCAAGCCUCCACCCAAGAUUGUUAACCCGGCCGGAUCCAAACUAGGAUUUUGGUGGGAAGACCCUGAUCUCUACCAUUCGUGUGAUGAUCUCUCUGAGUUAAGCAUUAUCGAGGAUCGUUUACAGAGAAUGAAGAAGCAUGUGAUGGCUUGCCUUGAGAAGGAAGAAAAAUCUCAACUUGUUUCUAGUUUCGACCAAAACCCUAAUAGUACUUGUUCUCUCGACGUCGAGGAUUGUGAUGGAUCUUCUUAUUCGCAAAUUGCUUCUACUUUUACUCCAAACUCUGUCAACGAGUAUUGCAGCGAUCAAACCUUUUCUUCUUUCCAUGGCGAUCAAAACCCUAACCUCUCGUCUCCGUCUUUUGAUCAGGACUGUUACUCCUCUCUCUAUCAGAUCUGUGGAGAAUCAUCUUCACAAGUUGCUUCUUUUGAUCAAAACCCUAGCUCCGAGAUCCAAGGAUUUGAAACAGAGGAAGAGAUUAACCAAAUCAAUCUACUACUACAAGAAACACAAACAGAGGCCAAUGUCAAUUUGGAUGAUGAGAUCUGCUUUUGGAAUGAUCUAUCCAACGAUGAUGUGUUUGGUCUAAACAGCUACUUCGGUCUCGAUAACACCAAUGCAAUGAUCAACUUCGGAGAUUCCGACUUUAGACGUCAUGUCUGA